AUGCAAACGGACCAGGACCAGGACCAGGUUUCCAGAGGAGAGUUAGGUGGAUUCAACUCCGUGAGGCAAAGCUCCAAUGUUGUUGCAGCGGUCUCAGGACCUGAGGCCCGUAACACUGACACCAAGAAUCAUAAAGGAAGAUCCAAAAGACACUGCUGUGAUGAUUGCGAACAAGUCUUCACCACUUCAUCAAACCUGAAGAUCCAUAAGAAAACUCACAAUGGUGAUAAACCAUACAGCUGUGAUCAGUGUGGAGCGGCUUUUACCCAUAAAAGUAACCUAACGAGACACCAACAUAUUCACACUGGAGACAAGCCUUACAGCUGUGAUCAGUGUGGGGCGGCUUUUGCCGAGCAAGGUGCUCUAACGAGACACCAACGCAUUCACACUGGAGACAAGCCUUACAGCUGUGAUCAGUGUGGAACGGCUUUUGCCCAGCAAGGUGGACUAAAGCGACACCAACGUAUUCACACUGGAGACAAGCCUUACAGAUGUGAUCAGUGUGGGGAAGCUUUUGCCCAGCAAGGUCAUCUGACAAGUCACCAACGUAUUCACACUGGAGACAAGCCUUACAGCUGUGAUCAGUGUGGAACGGCUUUUGCCCAGCAAGGUGAUCUAAAGCGACACCAACGUAUUCACACUGGGGGAAAGCCUUACAGGUGUGAUCAGUGUGGAGCAGAUUUUAUCCGGCAAGGUGAUUUGACGACUCACCAACGUAUUCACACUGGAGACAAGCCUUACAGGUGUGAUCAGUGUGGAGCGGUUUUUGCCCGGAAAGGUCAUUUGACGAGUCACCAACGUAUUCACACUGGGGAAAAGCCUUACAGGUGUGAUCAGUGUGGAGCAGCUUUUGCCCAUCAAAGUAGCCUAACGACUCACCAACGUAUUCACACUGGAAACAAGCCUUACAGAUGCGAUCAGUGUGGAGCAGCUUUUGCCGAGCAAGGUGCUCUAACGAGACACCAACGUAUUCACACUGGAGACAAGCCUUACAGGUGUGAUCAGUGUGGAGCGGCUUUUGCCCAGCAAGGUGCUCUAACGAGACACCAACGUAUUCACACUGGAGAGAAGCCUUACAACUGUGAUCAGUGUGGAGUUGCUUUUGCCCAGCGAGGUCAUUUGACGAGUCACCAACGUAUUCACACUGGAGACAAGCCUUACAGGUGUGAUCAGUGUGGAACGGGUUUUGCCCGGCAAGAUGCUCUAACAAGUCACCAACGUAUUCACACUGGGGGAAAGCCUUACAGGUGUGAUCAGUGUGGAGCGGAUUUUAUCCGGCAAGGUGAUUUGACGACUCACCAACGUAUUCACACUGGAGACAAGCCUUACAGGUGUGAUCAGUGUGGAGCGGUUUUUGCCCGGAAAGGUCAUUUGACGAGUCACCAACGUAUUCACACUGGAAACAAGCCUUACAGGUGUGAUCAGUGUGGAGCAGCUUUUGCCCAUCAAAGUAGCCUAACGACUCACCAACGUAUUCACACUGGAAACAAGCCUUACAGAUGCGAUCAGUGUGGAGCAGCUUUUGCCGAGCAAGGUGCCCUAACGAGACACCAACGUAUUCACACUGGAGACAAGCCUUACAGGUGUGAUCAGUGUGGAGCGGCUUUUGCCCAGCAAGGUGCUCUAACGAGACACCAACGUAGUCACACUGGAGAGAAGCCUUACAACUGUAAUCAGUGUGGAGUUGCUUUUGCCCAGCGAGGUCAUUUGACGAGUCACCAACGUAUUCACACUGGAGACAAACCUUACAGAUGUGAUCAGUGUGGAGUGGCUUUUGCCCGGCAAGAUCAAAUGACGAGACAUCAACGUAUUCACACUGGUGAGAAACCAUACAGAUGUGAUCAGUGUGGUGCGGCUUUUACCCGACGAGGUCAUCUACAGAGUCACCAACGUAUUCACACUGGAGACAAGCCCUACAGGUGUGAUCAGUGUGGAGUGGCUUUUGCCCAGCAAGGUAACCUAACGACUCACCAACGUAUUCACACUGGAGACAAGCCUUACAGGUGUGAUCAGUGUGGGGCGGCUUUUGCCUGGCCAGGUGCUCUAACGAGUCACCAACGUAUUCACACUGGAGACAAGCCUUACAGAUGUAAUCAGUGUGGAGUCGCUUUUGCCCAGCAAGGUGUUUUAACGAGACAUCAACGUAUUCACACUGGAGACAAGCCUUACAGAUGUGAUCAGUGCGGAGUUGCUUUUUCCCGGAAAGGUGAUUUGACGAGUCACCAACGUAUUCACACUGGAUUCAAGCCUUACUGGUGUGAUCAGUGUGGAGCAGCUUUUGCAGAGCAAAGUAACCUAACGAGUCACCAACGUAUUCACACUGGAGACAAGCCUUACAGAUGUGAUCAGUGCGGAGUGGCUUUUGCCGAGCAAGGUACUCUAAAGAGACAUCAACGUAUUCACACUGGAGACAAGCCUUACAGCGAGUGGCCGCAAGUUUUCUGAGCCCAAAGAAGAGCCGAACCAGGGACCCUGCAGGCCUCGACGCGAACGCCUUUGGACCGACCUGGAGCUGAAGGAGGCCCAGCUGCUGUGCCCAUGUAUUCCCCUCAUCCACACUGGUCCUCAUCUGGACCAGGAGAGAGAGAGAAAGAGAGAGCAGCUCUUUAUCAGGAUCCCCUGCUGAG
Molecule: messenger RNA, 2627 nt
Organism: Cololabis saira (Pacific saury)
Lineage: Eukaryota; Metazoa; Chordata; Actinopteri; Beloniformes; Belonidae
Product: zinc finger protein 665-like
Exons: 5
Coding region: 1-2445 (814 amino acids)
Biological process (GO): regulation of transcription by RNA polymerase II
Molecular function (GO): DNA-binding transcription factor activity, RNA polymerase II-specific; RNA polymerase II cis-regulatory region sequence-specific DNA binding
Source: RefSeq, a predicted model, not a curated record